Messenger RNA from Chinchilla lanigera (long-tailed chinchilla), 6327 nucleotides. It is a transcript of the gene Tmc3, whose product is annotated as transmembrane channel-like 3. Bases 149 to 3433 code for a protein of 1094 amino acids. Lineage: Eukaryota; Metazoa; Chordata; Mammalia; Rodentia; Chinchillidae. The record is from RefSeq and is a predicted model, not a curated record. Gene Ontology annotation, cellular component: plasma membrane. The transcript has 22 exons. Gene Ontology annotation, molecular function: mechanosensitive monoatomic ion channel activity.
GCUGCAGACACCACACGCAGCCCUGCUGUUGAGAAGGGGAGGCCAAGUCUAAAACUCCAGAAACCUGAUUCAGAACAGACCCUCCCUCGCCUGCUGGCUUCCUAGUUUCCCUGCAGCCCCCAGGGCUACUGGCAAGAAGUCCCCUCCCAUGAAGCCCUCAAAGGCAUCCCAGCGCUACAGAAGCAUCCGGAGAAAUGCCAGCCAGCGCUACCUCUACCAGGAGUCCCUGUUGCUCAGUAACUUGGAUGACAGCUUUAAUACUGAUGAAACAGGGGACAGCAGUGACCCGGAACAAAUCUUCCAGAACAUACAGUUCCAGAAAGAUCUCAUGGCAAAUAUUCGCUGCAGACCAUGGACCAUGGGACAGAAGCUGAGGGCGCUGAGACGAGCAAAGGAGAUUGUGCUGAAGUUUGAAGGGAGGCUGACCAGGACCCGAGGCUACCAAGCAGCAGGUGCAGAGCUGUGGCGGAAGUUUGCUCGUCUGGCCUGUAAUUUUGUGGUUAUCUUCAUCCCCUGGGAAAUGAGGAUAAAGAAAAUCGAGAGUCAUUUUGGGUCAGGUGUGGCCUCCUAUUUCAUAUUCCUGAGAUGGUUAUUUGGGAUUAACAUUGUGCUCACAAUUAUGACAGGUGCUUUUAUUGUCAUUCCAGAGCUGAUCGCUGGCCAGCCCUUCGGAAGCACAGCCAGGAAGACCAUCCCACCGGAGCAGGCUGCAUCAGCCCACGACCUGGACACCGUCUGGUCCCUUGGGGGCUACCUCCAAUACUCUGUCCUCUUCUACGGCUACUACGGCAGGGAGAGGAGGAUUGGACGAGCUGGCUACCGUCUGCCCCUGGCCUACUUCCUGGUGGGGAUGGCCGUGUUCGCUUACAGCUUUGUCAUUCUUUUAAAAAAGAUGGCGAAGAACUCCCGCAUGAGCCUGGCCAGCGCGUCCAGUGAAAACUACACCUUCUGCUGGCGGGUGUUCUGCGCCUGGGACUACCUCAUCGGGAACCCGGAGGCUGCGGAGAGCAAGACUGCCGCUGUGGUCAACAGCAUCAGGGAGGCUAUCCUUGAAGAACAGGAAAAGAAGAAAAGCAAAAACCUGGCUGUGACCAUCUGCCUGAGGAUCAUUGCUAAUAUCCUGGUGCUGCUCUCACUGGCCGGGAGCAUCUAUCUCAUCUACUUUGUGGUGGACAGGUCUCAGAAGCUGGAGCAGUCGAAGAAGGAGCUGACACUCUGGGAAAAGAAUGAGGUGAGCGUGGUGGUGUCCCUCGUUACCAUGUUGGCCCCGUCUGCCUUUGACCUCAUCGCUGCCUUGGAGAUGUACCACCCCCGGACCACGCUGCGCUUCCAGCUGGCAAGGGUCCUCGUGCUGUAUCUGGGAAAUCUCUACAGUUUGAUCAUUGCCCUCCUGGACAAAGUGAACAGCAUGAGCACUCAGGAAGCAGCCUCAAAAAACAACGCAAGUGCUUUGAUGGAUUCUGCCACUUUCUUUGCCACUGGGCCAUCCCCUGGAGAAGGGAGAUGGCCCAUGCCUGGGUCUGGAGCAGGGGUCGGGACAAAUGACACUUGGGUCUUGGAGGAGACAAGGGUCCCCAUGUACACGGUGCCACUCAACAAGGUUAACAAGACCAUGCUCCACAACCAGAGUCUGCAAGGCCAGUGCUGGGAAACAUACGUGGGCCAGGAGAUGCUGAAGCUGUCCAUCAUCGAUAUGCUCUUCACUGUGGCCAGUAUCCUGCUGAUAGACUUCUUUCGAGGACUUUUCGUUCGCUACUUAAGUGAUUACUGGUGCUGGGACUUGGAAAGCAAGUUUCCUGAAUAUGGGGAAUUCAAAAUCGCUGAGAAUGUGCUACAUUUAGUCUACAACCAAGGAAUGAUUUGGAUGGGCGCCUUCUUCUCUCCCUGCCUGCCCGCGGUCAACGUCCUCAAACUCAUCGGGCUCAUGUACCUGAGAAGCUGGGCAGUGCUCACCUGCAACGCACCCCACCAGCAGGUGUUCCGUGCCUCCAGGUCCAACAACUUCUACCUGGCCAUGCUCCUGUUCAUGCUGUUUCUGUGCAUGCUGCCCACCAUCUUUGCUAUCGUCCGGUACAAGCCAUCCCUAAACUGUGGACCCUUCAGCGGACAAGAGAAAAUCUACGAUAUCGUGUCGGAAACAAUUGAGAAUGACUUUCCCGGGUGGGUCAGUUCCGUGGUCGGGCACCUUAGCAGCCCUGUGGUCAUCCUGCCUGCUGUGCUGCUGCUGUUCAUGCUCAUCUAUUACCUGCAGAGCAUCGCACGCUCCCUGAAGCUCAGCAACCAGCAGCUCAGAGUGCAGAUCCAAAAUGCAAGAUCUGAAGACAAGAAAAAGGUUGCCCAGCUGGUAGAAGCUCGAAUCCAGACUCAGGAGGAAAGCUCCAAGAGGCUUCCAAAGGACAGCGACUUUGCACACAUGGUGACAUCCCUGAACAAUGGCACUGUGGUCAGCUUUGACUCCCUGAGCAUCGAGAAUGGCAGAAUAGAGACCAUCACUGAGCCUGUGCCCCAGAGCCCUGGGCUGGGCCACAGGGGUCCCUGCUCACCUCUUCCUGGCACGUCCAAGCCAAGGCCAGAGCGCCACACUGACAGGUGUCCACAGGGGCCAUGGGCCAGCACAGGGGACCUUCACCAGCACAGAGCCUGCACACCCGUGAUGCUGCCAGAGUACAUUGAGGAUAUACGGUCAGAACUCCUUUUCCAAAAAGACUUCCCGCCCAUCUACCCUCCUGGCCAUGGCCCAGGGGUGUCAGUCUUGGAAGCACACGGUCAUAGACCCCACACCUCCAGGUACUACCUCAUGAAAGAGCGUGAUUCCCACCAAAAACCCCACCCAACUUUCUGGCCAGAAAGACGUUUCAGGAUGGAUGCUCCUGGUGACAUGGUGGAGGUGUACCCCAGGAACAUGCAGCAGCACGUGUCCCGGGCGCCCCUGCGGCCUGGCUCUCCACAGCUGAGUGAGGAAGAGGAGGAAACACCAAGGAGAGCUGGGGGCCAACGGCCUCUUGCCCCUCGCUCCCUGACGGACCUCCAUCAGGCUCCUCAUUUUUACAUUGGUGAGAGGUCCAAAAGCCGGACCCAAGAUCCUAGGCCCUGGGGAAGGAGGCGCUGCAAGUCUGGGGGUGACGGUUUUGAGAGUCAAGCUGCCAGGCCCGUGUCUAUGCCCAAGAGGCCCUGCUCCAGGAACGGGCAGCAUCCACAGCACCCUCCGCAGCCCCGGGCCCGGCCCAAGGUGGAGCCGCUCUUCACAGAUUCAGACUCCUUGUCAGUGGUGUCCAGCAGUGACCAGCAGAACAGCAGCACUGACCAGUACCUGCAAGUCACCCGCCGCCAGGGCAGGCUCCUGAGGGCCACAGGGCAAGCUGGCCGGAAGAAGGCCAAGUCCAGGCGGGCGCUGCCCACUGAGCUGGAUGGCCUGGUCUGUUCCAACGUCUAGGCUUCCUCCUAGAACCUCUUCACUGGGCCUAUAAGCCACCACUCAGCCCUUCUGGAGAGAAGACUACUGCUGGACACCAGAGGUUAUGCGGGGCAUUCAGCCACACCCGUGGCUGGGUCUCAAACUGCAUGCUGAUUCUAUCGCAAACAGGCACAAGUGUCAUUUCUGAGCACCUCCUGUGUCCAGCACACAGGAGCUCAUCAUUCCAAGACAACACAGGCAAGCCAGAGAGCUCAGCCCACCAUGGAAGCCCAGACCCUCUUCUCCCUGAAACAAUGUGUGCAUGCCGUUUGUACGUGAGGUGUCCUAUGUACAAGGACCACUGCUCCUGAACAAGCACCAGAAAUGAAAAUGAGGGCUUCAUAGCGCUUAGUGAGUAAUGAAAAGUCAAGUAACAAGAAGAGGAAUGAAUUGACAAGAGCUUCUUUUACUAUAUACUGGGCUGUGUGUCCUUAUUAAUUAGAACUAAGCUUGCACAGAAUCCAAGUUUUAUCCCUAAGUGUAUCGACCUUUUAACUGGGAAAGAUGGAGAUCAAAACCCAGGAAUGGGUUCAGAGGAGGCAGCACACUGAAUAUCUCUGGAAUUACCUGUCUUUUCUCCGCUCUGCUGUCCCUGAGCUGCUCUAGCUCGUUUCUCCUAGGCCACCAGCUUCCUCCAUGUGGCAGGCAGAGGAGGAUUUCACAGCUCCAGAAAACAGCCGGUUUGCAGCACACAGCCAGAAAGCCUGGGAGACAGAGCUGAGCGCUCAGUGUGCUGCUGCCUGCGGCCCUCUGACUGGCCUUAUGCAGGUCAGCAGGUGCUGAAUCUGCCACAGUAACCAGGACUGGGUCCUGAUCCAUAGUUCCAUAGAACACUUUUCAUUCUAAUUGUGUCUUCCCAACAAUCUGCCUCCUCAACCAUACUUUGUCUUUGGAAUAAAAAUGGCAUUUUUUUUCACUGCUGCAUCCCUUGUGACAGACAUAUAAUAGAUUUUCUAUUUGUUUUCUAUUGCUCCUGUGAGUCAAAAUAAUGACAGAGACUUGCUGAAGAUUAGGUUUCUUCUUUCAUAGCAGGCAUUGUGAUGGGAAUCCAAAUGACACAGUAGACUCUGUGUGUAUUCAAAAUUUAAGGCAAAGGAAGCUUUUAAAAGCAAAAUGAGGAUUCCAUAGGUGGUCCUAAUCAACCACCCUUGGCUAAGGGAUAGGUAAUACCAGCCCAAGGUUAGAUGGGCAGUGACUGGGCCCUUGCAGAAAUACUGUUAGUGCUUGGCUGCGGUUCUGGUGUAUUUUGUGACUAGUUCACUACCAGCUCCCUGUGCUCGAGAUCCCUUCCUUUACAACCUCCUGGAUUUAUCUACUUUCUCUUUAGGGCCUGACACAAGUUGCUCCAGUUUGAUUUGGACAGUGACUAGCUGAGUGCCUUGAACAAUACACACACACAUAGUAUCCCCACAGUUUCCAUGGUGAGGAGUCCAGGUGUGGCUCAUCCCAGGUGUGGCUCAGCCAGUCCUUUUCUCGGGGUCUCAGCAGGUUGUAACCAGGGCAUCAGCCUGACUAGGAUUGCAUCUCAAGUUUAAGGUCCUCUUUCCAGCUUAUGUGUUUAUUGGCUGAAUGCUGAAUGACUUUCCUUCAAGUUCUAGGACAAAGGUUAUAUCACCUCUUAGAGGCUGCCCACAUACCCCCACCAUGUGUCCCUCUACACGUGGUUGGUUGUACCUUCACUGUCUGAAAGUGAAAGUUCUCUUCAGCUUUUGAUUUCUUUUUCCAGGGAAGGUCCAGACUCUCUUUUUAAAAGGGUUCACUUGAGUCAGCCAGGAGAAACUCUGAUGAUUAACUGGAAGUUAACUGCUUGGAGACCUUGAUGCUAGCUUCAAAAUGACCUCACCUUACUAUCUACCACAACCCAGCGUGGGGUGAGAACUGACCAAACCCACCAACGCCAGCACAGCAGGAAGAGAGGCAAACGGGGAGUAGGGGCAGGGGAAUGCUGGAGGCCUGACAAAGAUAUUCAACAAACAUGGAAUUCAAUAUGGGGUAAAUGGUGAGUGAGCUGUACUGAUGACUGAAUCACAAAUAGCAUGCUCACUGGAUUAGAGGCCAAGAUACACGAUCACCUCUAACCAGACAGAGAAAUUUAGUCUAAUUAUUGCCAUUUUAAAAAUGCACACAGAUGAACACCCCUCCCUGGAUUCAUGAAAAGGAGUACCCCUAGUUUCAAAGUCUGGCCCUGAAAGAGGUGAGGCCAUGGGAUGUCCAUUGGUGACCGAGGUGCUGGUCUGUGGUGUGGCCUAGAGCUCACCGGGAUUCUGGGGAAGGCUGGUCCAACAGCCAGUUGCACAUAGCAGCACAUACCUGCGUAGAUGUAGGAGGAACCUCAUGAAGGUUAGAGGAUAAACCAGCUUUGGGAUGUUCCUAAGAAAACACAGUAACCAGAACAUACCCAGAACUGUAGGCACAAUGUUGCCAUAUGUACUACGCACCUUGGCACUUAGCAUUGGGCUGGCUUCAAUUUAGAAAAAUCUAAAAGAUACUGAUUAGUGUGACAAGCACCUGUGUUACUACUGGGAGGGUCAACAGUUGUUGAAAUUUUAUUUUAUUCUCAUCUAGACAUUUUGUUAUUAUAUAAAAAGAAACCAUAACAGACAUAAUCAAAGUCCACAUUCACCCCACACUGAAUCUCAUUCCCCUCACACUGUCAGGAAGUUGGUAUGAAUCCAUCCAGUGGAACGCUUGUAGUUACAGAUGUGUUUGUGUAUAUAUAUGCAGAGGCAUCUGCAAACAAUAUCUAAAUACAUUUUACUCAAGUAAAUUCUGUUAUUCUGCAUGUAUCCUUGUAUGUAUGUUUUUGAUGUCUAUAGAUCUAACUCACUUAUGACUGCAGCAUACUAUGGAAUCAUGUGAAUAAAGUAUCUGAU